AUGAAUGGUUUCUCGAUCCACAACAACAGCAUAGCCUUGUUGUUUGCAAUUCUCACAUUCUUCUUAAUGACUUCGUUUGUACUUACUGCGCCAUUGGAUUCGGAAGAUGAACCAGGAGAAAACAUGUUGAUUGGCAGACCCGUUAUGGGGGAUGCAGACAUGACAUGGGAUGCAAUUAACACGGCUGCACUGCGCAAGAUGUUGUUGCAAAUGGACGCCGAGGAAAGACUGGGAUUGAAUCGUGAGAGCCGAUCCUGGCCAAGGCAGAGCCGUGGUUGGGGAGCAAGGAGCCUGGAUGGUCAAAUUAAUCGACCCUGGCGCGCUGACAAACGACAGGCGCGCUUCCGGCAAUGCUACUUCAAUCCUAUCUCCUGUUUCCGGAAAUAA
Molecule: messenger RNA, 387 nt
Organism: Pieris macdunnoughi
Lineage: Eukaryota; Metazoa; Arthropoda; Insecta; Lepidoptera; Pieridae
Source: the annotation of a GenBank genome assembly